Molecule: messenger RNA, 1656 nt
Organism: Paraglomus occultum
Lineage: Eukaryota; Fungi; Glomeromycota; Glomeromycetes; Paraglomerales; Paraglomeraceae
Source: the annotation of a GenBank genome assembly
AUGAGAUUACACUAUAGUUUUGUGGCUUUCCUUUUGGCCUCUGCUCUUGCACUUGGGAGAGCUGAUGAGGUUAAUAAGGCCGAUACAAGUGCCAAGGACAGGGUUGCUUUCAAGCCAUCUACUGUCCCAGGGCAUUUCGUAGAACAGUUUACUCCCGACUGGGUCGAGCGCUGGUCAACAAGCAAAGCGACAAAAGAGGAAGGCGGUGAAGAGUUAAAAUACGUCGGCGUAUGGUCCGUCGAAGAACCAACUGUCUAUCCAGGAAUAGAGAAUGAUGCAGGAUUGGUUGCGAAGACUGCUGCAGCGCUUCAUGCCAUAUCCGCGCAAUUUACUGAACCAUUGGAUAAUACGGGCAAGACUCUUGUUGUACAAUACGAGGUUAAGCCACAACAAGGACUUGAUUGUGCUGGCGCAUAUCUCAAGUUGCUGACAAAAACCGAUUCGACAUUUCAUGCUGAGGAAUUUAACUCUACAACACCUUACACAAUCAUGUUUGGUCCCGACCGUUGUGGUGCCACCAAUAAAGUCCAUUUUAUCUUUCGACACAAGCAUCCAAAAACUGGAGAAUAUGAAGAGAAGCAUUUGAUUGGUGCUCCAACAGCCAAUACCGAAAAGACCAGCUCACUGUAUACUUUAAUUGUGAGGCCCGACAAUUCGUUCGAGAUUCGCGUUAAUGACAAGGUGGAAAAGUCUGGAAAUUUGUUGGAGUCAUUCUCUCCCCCGGUUAAUCCGCCAAAGGAUAUUGAUGAUCCAGAUGAUAAGAAACCUGAUGACUGGGUUGACAACCCCAAAAUUGCUGACCCUGAUGCGAAGAAACCCGACGAUUGGGACGAAUCAGCACCUUUUGAAAUUGUUGACGAGGAUGCCGAAAAACCCGAUGAUUGGCUCGAAGAGGAAUCACUGACUAUUCCAGACCCGGAGGCUGACAAACCCGAAUACUGGGAUGACGAAGAGGACGGAGCCUGGGUUCCGCCACAAAUUAAUAACCCGAAAUGUGAAAAUGUAUCGGGCUGUGGUCCGUGGCAGCGUCCGAUGAAGCGUAAUCCCAAUUAUAAGGGCAAGUGGUAUCCUCCACAAAUUGACAACCCAGAUUAUAAAGGACCAUGGUCACCCAGGAAAAUCCCUAACCCGGAUUAUGUUGAGGAUGCAACUCCGUCUAACUUUGAAAAGAUGGAAGGAAUUGGUUUUGAAAUUUGGACAAUGCAGAAAGAUAUUUUGUUUGAUAAUAUCUAUAUUGGUCAUUCUGAAGAAGAUGCGAAAAAAUUCGCUGAAGAGACAUGGGCCGUAAAACACAAGAUUGAGAAGGUUACGGAAGAAAAGGAAGAGGAAUCGGUAUCGCCGAGCACCGCUCCUUCAUUUUCGGACGAUCCGGCUGCAUACUUGCAACACAAGGUCAAUGAAUUCCUCGCGGUCUUUUGGGACGAUCCUAUUAAGGGAAUUACUGAAUUCCCUGUAGUCGCUGGUGGUCUUGCCGGAGGAUUUUUGGUUUUCUUUGUUCUCCUUGGACUGCUUUUCAGCUUACUUACUCCGGCUAAGAAGGCCUAUCCUCACAAAAAGACCGAUGAGCCCACGCCAGAUGACAAGGACCCUGCUGCUGAUGGACCAAAUCUUGCGCCUACUGACACAAAGUCUCUUGUCAUAGGAGAUUUGUAUUAA